Ochlerotatus camptorhynchus is the source of this 4262-nucleotide messenger RNA. RefSeq names its product phosphoribosylformylglycinamidine synthase (gene Pfas). Gene Ontology annotation, molecular function: phosphoribosylformylglycinamidine synthase activity. The transcript has a single exon. Gene Ontology annotation, biological process: 'de novo' IMP biosynthetic process. Bases 173 to 4201 code for a protein of 1342 amino acids. The record is from RefSeq and is a predicted model, not a curated record. NCBI's taxonomy places the organism in Eukaryota, Metazoa, Arthropoda, Insecta, Diptera, Culicidae.
UAUACCUGACAACAGUACAUAUAAGCUGACGAGUGUGUACAUACUCCUGUUACCAACAGUUGAUAAUCCAUCAAAACAAGUGCUGCCCGUAUGUUGAGCGAGUUUAAAUCGACAGCAAUCACGUUUAUUGGUUCAUAUAGUGUUCAAUCUGUGCUGUGCGCGAGUGGUGAAAAUGGCGAUCAUUCGGUUCUUCUGUCCAGUCGAAGAUGAAAAACGGCAGUAUCUUCUGCACAACUUCCAAAAAGUCAACGCGCGUGUUAUCAACCUACGAGUGGAGAAGUGCUAUCACGUCCAGAACUCCAAGUACGGCAAGUUCCCAAGGGAAGUCGAGAAAUUGCUGCGAUGGAUUUUGAAGGGCCCGCAACAGGAAGACAACUUGACGAUGGUUCCAGCAUUGUCGAAAGGGAAAGUGAACGAAGAGUUGAUUGAAAUCGGACCGAGAUUUAAUUUUUCCACAGCUGAUUCCACCAACAGUGUGAGCAUCUGUCAAAAUGUUGGUCUUACGUUUAUCGAUCGUAUCGAGGUGUCAUACCGGUAUCUUCUUACCUUUGACUUGCCCGGUACCAAGGACGAGGAAAUCUCGCAGCUUAUGGAUGUGGUAUGUGACCGCAUGACUCAAUGUAGAUACACCAAAGACAACAUACCUCAGAAAGAUUUCUACGAGAGUUUUAAGCAAAGCAACGAAAAGUGGUACGUUGUUCCCGUUAUCGAACGAGGUGCAGAGGCGCUAAGGGAAGUUGAUAAACUGCUAGGGCUGGCCUUUGACGAAUGGGACAUAAAAUACUACACUGAUCUAUUUACAAAAGUGCUCAAGCGAAACCCAACUAAUGUGGAACUGUUUGAUUGUGCGCAGUGUAAUAGUGAGCAUUCCCGGCAUUGGUUUUUCAAAGGAAAAAUGAUAAUUGAUGGGGUGGAGGAAAAGCAGUCACUAAUUGAUAUGAUAAUUGAUACGCAAAAGUUUUCCAAUCAGAACAAUACUGUGAAGUUCAGUGAUAACAGUAGUGCUAUCAAAGGAUUUUCCCAUCAAGCCUUGAGAGCAAGCAGCUUCAUUGAACCGGGACGACUGGAGCUCAAGUCCAUUAGCUCUGAUCUUAUAUUGACAGCUGAAACGCACAACAUGCCUACAGCGUUAUCUCCGUUUAGUGGUGCAACAACAGGAACCGGUGGCAGACUUCGCGAUGUUCAAAGUAUCGGUCGUGGUGGAUUACCAAUUUGCGGCACUGUUGGCUACUGCGUAGGAAUGCUGAACAUCCCCGGUUAUGAGUUACCAUAUGAACGGCAUCUUGAAUAUCCACCAUCCUUUGCAAAACCCUUGAAAAUUCUAAUCGAAGCCAGCAACGGAGCAUCGGACUAUGGAAACAAGUUCGGUGAACCUGUCGUGUCGGGAUUUACUAUUUCCUUCGGGGUAGUUACGAAUGACAAUCAACGUUUGGAAUACGUGAAGCCGAUUCUGUUCAGUGGUGGAAUCGGGACGAUGGAUUCCAACCUGAAAGAUAAAGUGAAACCCGAAAAGGGAAUGCUGUUAGUCAAACUUGGUGGACCGGUUUAUAGGAUUGGAGUUGGAGGCGGUGCCGCCAGUUCGGUGGAAGUGCAGGGAGAUAACGAUAGCGAACUGGAUUUCAAUGCCGUGCAACGUGGAGAUGCGGAGAUGGAGAAUAAGCUGAAUCGGGUGGUUCGGGCUUGCAUCGAAAUGGGAGACCAGAAUCCAAUUCUGGCCAUACAUGACCAAGGAGCCGGUGGAAAUGGAAACGUGCUGAAAGAGUUGGUUGAGCCGGGAUAUGCGGGAGCCGUUAUAUUUUCCAAGGAGUUUACUUUGGGUGAUCCUACGAUAACGACCAUGGAGCUCUGGGGAGCAGAAUAUCAGGAAAAUAAUGCAGCCUUAAUCGACCCGAAACACAAGCAACUCCUGUUGGAUGUUUGCGAACGAGAGAGAUGUCCAGUCAGCUUCGUGGGACAUGUUACUGGCAACGGGUUUGUCACACUGGUGGACGAGAACUACGAUCCCCGUAAGUAUUCCAAUAGGAAUGAUCGCGAAAGCUGGGGAAGUUUGCCGUUUGACAUGCAUUUGGACAACGUUUUGGGUGAAAUGCCUCGGAAGGAGUUCCAACUGGAACGCAAAUCAAUUAAGCUAAGCGAAUUUGACACGAGAAAUGUUAGCCUUACGGAAGCACUGAACCUAGUUCUAUCAACCAUCACCGUGGGAAGUAAGCGUUACUUGACCAACAAGGUAGAUCGGUGCGUUACCGGUUUAGUGGCACAGCAGCAAUGUGUUGGACCGCUCCAUACCCCACUGGCGGACUACUCCAUAUGUGCAGUGUCCCAUUUCGGGUUUGAAGGAAUAGCCUCUUCCAUCGGAACUCAACCUGUAAAAGGUCUCCUGGACAACGCGGCCGGUGCCCGUCUCUCCGUAGCGGAAGCUAUGUCGAAUUUAGUGUUUGCCGGUAUCACUCAACUGGCCGAUGUGAAAUGCUCCGGCAAUUGGAUGUGGGCAGCAAAACUGAACGGCGAAGGUGCAAAACUCGUUGAUGCGUGCAAAGCCAUGUGCGAAUUGAUGAAAAAGUUGAACAUUGCAAUCGACGGCGGUAAGGAUUCGCUCUCCAUGGCAGCUCGUGUGAAAAAUGAAACAGUCAAAAGCCCUGGAACUCUUGUCAUUUCUACCUAUGCACCGUGUCCUGAUAUUCGGGUGAAAGUCACUCCCGAUCUGAAAGCUGCUUCGAUGGGUCGAGAAACCACUUUGGUAUUCGUAUCAAUUGAAACCCAAUUCAGGCUGGGCGGUUCAGUACUGGCUCAGUGCUAUGGACAACUGGGCUUGCACACACCGGAUAUAGAUAGAGCAGACAUCCUGGUGCAGGCAUUCAACACUACUCAAUCGCUGCUAAAAUCGAAGAAGCUGCUAUCUGGUCACGAUGUUAGCGAUGGUGGACUGCUGGUUUGUGCGCUGGAAAUGGCUUUUGCUGGAUUGGCUGGCAUUCGAAUUGAUCUGACCGAGGUGUACAAUAAGUUUGGUAAGCAGUUCGGAGGCAUUGAACAGGCGGCAAACCAUAUUCUUUUCGCUGAAGAAUGCGGCUGGAUCGUCGAGAUAGAUUCCAACAACGUCGCCGGUGUAAUCGAAACCUAUCAAUCUGCUGGCGUGCCAUGUUUCAUCAUUGGCAAUGCCUACAAAACAGAUGUCCAUCAAAAUGGAUCAGUUUCAGUUACUAUAAACGGCCAACAGGUGCUGAAAACUAGCGUCAUCAACCUGUUCAAGCAAUGGGAAAGAACUAGUUUCGAGAUUGAAAAGCUACAAGCCAACGAACAAUGUGCCGUACAAGAAUUCGAAUCAUUGGAGUACAGGUGCGGACCUAGCUACAGUUGCAGCAUAGAUCCGGAUUUGCUCUAUUCCACGAAGAAGCUUGGCACGCAGCCGAGAGUAGCUGUCAUCCGCGAGGAAGGCUCCAACGGUGAUCGUGAAAUGUGUGCCGCCCUAUUCGAAGCAAACUUCGAAGUGCACGAUGUCACCAUGAGCGAUUUGCUGACUGGGAGAACCUGUCUGGACAACUACCGUGGUGUGGUCUUCCCGGGUGGUUUCAGCUAUGCCGAUACUCUGGGAUCGGCCAAAGGCUGGGCAGCAUCCAUAUUAUACAACGAAGUCUUGUCACCUCAGUUUCAACACUUUAGAUCCAGAAACGAUACAUUCUCUCUUGGUGUAUGUAACGGCUGCCAGCUCAUGGGACUGAUUGGUUGGGUCUCCACAGAACCACCAGCAAAGGACUCCGAUCUUCCAGACAUUGCACUUCUGCAAAACACAUCCAAUCGAUUCGAAUGCCGCUGGAGUACCUUGAAAAUAGCGGGAAACAACUCUAUCAUGCUUCGUAAGCUGCAGGGUAGCGUCAUUGGGUGCUGGGUGGCCCAUGGUGAAGGACGUUUUUCAUUCAGAACGAAACAAGUGCUGCAACAACUGAAGAAGAAUAAAUGCAUUGCCAUGCAUUAUGUUGACGAUCAGAACGAACCGACCGAGACGUACCCGAUGAAUCCAAAUGGCAGCGUUGGAGGUGUUGCCGGGGUUUGUUCGCCGGACGGGAGACACCUUGCUGUUAUGCCGCAUCCCGAACGAUGUGCCAAGAUGUGGCAGUGGCCGUACGUUUCCAGUGGAUUCGAGUUUCGCACAUCUCCCUGGCAUUCCAUGUUUGCUGAAGCCUAUAACUGGUGUGUAGGUGAAUAACAUUCCUUGUGCCUUCAACAUUGUUCAAAUUUAGAGAAUAAAAAGUUUUAAAACAUUUUAA